Molecule: messenger RNA, 2649 nt
Organism: Ailuropoda melanoleuca (giant panda)
Lineage: Eukaryota; Metazoa; Chordata; Mammalia; Carnivora; Ursidae
Gene: PHLDB3
Product: pleckstrin homology like domain family B member 3
Exons: 16
Coding region: 16-2370 (784 amino acids)
Source: RefSeq, a predicted model, not a curated record
GGCGGGGAUGGCCGGAUGCCGCGGCAGCGGGCGGGGCAAACUGAUCGCUCCCUCCUCCCUCGGGAGCUGUUGGACCUGUUGUCCCCCCCCUCCACUUCCGGGCUGCUGGGGAGGGGGACAGAGCAGCUUCUCUCUCCUCCCUCUUCCCCAGCCACCUGUCCCGCAGACAGAAAAGGCAGCGCCCAGAGCGCACAGGGAAGCACGCCAAAGCCUGAGACGGCCACGCCUCCUGGAGCUCUUUCCCAGCGCCGGAGCGGUUGGGAGCCUCCUGGGCCGCAGCCCCUCGCUGCCAGGCCACGCCCCCGGAACUCGGGCCCGCCCACUCCGCUGGAGCACCAAGCGGCCAUGGGGACGCCGAGCGGCCCGGACGAGGGGUGCCAGCCGCCCCCGGGCCCGGAGGGCGACGCGGAGGUCCUGCCCCAAGGGGCUGCGCAGCCCCAGGUGCACCCCGAGGACCCCCACGAGCCGGAGGCGCCCGAGGUCCCGGAGGGGCCCCAGAGAGUGAAGGAGCUUCCGAGCGGCCGAGGAGCUGAGCAGCAGGCUGAGGAAGAGGAAGAAGUGGAAGAAGGCAGCAGCACGGAGAGCAGCCGCGACGCGGGGGAGCCUUCGCCCCCGGCACAGACCCCGGCCACGCCCCCCGCAUCCACCCAGCCUGGGGAGGGGGUGCGAGGGGCGGCGCGGCGGCUUCGAGAGCAGCAGCUGGAGGCACUGACCCGCGUGGCCCUGAUGGAGCAGCGAGUGAAGGAGCUACAGCGCCAGAGGAAGGAGCUCAGGAUCGAGAUGGAGGUGGAAGUGGCCCUUCUGCGGGGCGAGCUGGCUGGGGAGCGGGUGGCUGCCCGGCGCGAGGAGGAGCAGCUCCGGGAGCUGCUUGGACAGCAGGGGGACACGGAGCAGGGCAGCCGGAAGCAGCGGGAACAGGAGCAGAGGCAGCUGAGCCAGGAGCGGGAUCGAGUGGAGGGUCUUCGCCAGAGACUGCAGGAGGCCCAGGGACAGCUUGACUCCCAGCCAGAGGAUCAGCGCGAGCGGCUCCUGCAGGGGGUACAGGAGGACUCCUGGCCCCAGCCCACUUACCCACCCUGGGCCGGAUCGGGUCCAGGCCUCCAGUUUUUGCGCUCCCACCCGCAGAUGAGGGAACAGCUGGAUGUGGCCCAGCGUGCAUACGAGGACCUAGAGUUUCAGCAGCUGGAGCAGGAGAGCCGGCGGGAGGAGGAGGACCGGGACAGCCCUGGGGCCCAGGCACUGGACCCCAAGGUCCGGGAACUCCAGGCCAGUGUGGCGCAGCACAGGCGCCGGAUCCAGGUCUUAGAGGAGCAGCUCAAGUCACUGGGGGAGCAAAUGGCAGCUGAGAGCAGGGGACUGAGCCGGAAGAAGGAGGAGGCCCUUCAGGCCCUGACACAGGAACGGAGCCGACUGCUCAAGCUUAAUUGCCUCCAGGGAACCCCGGGUGGGGACUUCUCUGAGUCCAACCAGGCCCUCACUAAGCUCCUGUUCACCCAGAAGACAGACCGCCAGCUGCUGGUGCUCCAGGACCCCACCGCCCACACUGCCUCCACCACUUCCUCCUGCCUCUUCUCCGUUCACAGCUCCCUGCAGGGCUCCAUCGGCCUCCAGAGGACUGGAAGCCUGCCGCGGAAGAGGGGAGAGAGAGCGAGCCAGAGGGCAUCCCCCCGACCUCUGUCCCACCACUCUUCUGGACCCCUCGAGGCCUCAGCCCUCCUCCCAGCAUCAGGGGACUCUGGAAGACACCCGCUCUAUCAGCUGCUGAACUGUGGCCCUGGGAACAGCUGUGGGGCCCUCCACCCAGACAUCGCCCGCAUGGAGCGGCUCCUGCAGCAGGCUGUGGCAGAGAGGGAGCGGCUGCUCAAGGCUAGGGAAGGGAUGAAAAGAAGCAAAGAAGGUUCCUCAGGCCCUGCUGUACCUGCCAUCAUGGCCCCGCCCACACCCCCACCCGGCCCCCCGGGCCCUCGGGUCUUGGAUCUCCGGCAGCACCUGGAACGCUGGGGCCACAAUCCCGAAAGCUGCCCGCACCUGAGGGUGUCCGGAGGCUGCUGCCGUGGAUCCCUGGUGAAGAUGGGCGGCCGCAUUAAGACCUGGAAGAAGCGGUGGUUCUGCUUUGACCGCCAGGCCCGCCGUCUGGCCUACUACGCCGACAAGGAAGAGACUAAGCUCAAAGGCGUCAUCUACUUCCAGGCCAUCGAGGAAGUCUAUUAUGACCACUUACGCUGUGCCUUCAAGAGCCCCAACCCUCGCCUGACGUUCUGCGUGAAAACCUACGAACGUCUCUUCUACAUGGUGGCGCCCAGCCCGGAGGCCAUGCGGAUUUGGAUGGACGUCAUUGUGACCGCUGCUGAUGAGAAUCACGCCCCCUGAAGGGCCCGCCCCCUUAGGGGCCGUCCCGACGAGGCCCCGCCCCCGAGGCCCCGCCCAAUGUCGGAGGGCCUGGGCCUGCCCCUUUGGAACUUCUGGGAAGCCUGCAGGUGCCUUGGCUCAGCGGGCCUGAGCCGUAGUGUUUUGGGCUGCAGGUGCCUUCCCCCAAGGGGAAGCCAGCCCUUGGGGCCCUGCGCCGGGCAGGAGGAAGAUUGCAGGGGCCGGAAGGAACUAUUUAUUGGUGCUCCUGUGAUACCGAAUUAAACACGGAGGAAGACAGUU